UUUUACUAUACUUAUACUAUAUAUAUAUAUAUUGUUAUUUAGAAUUAUAUUAUUUAUUGAAGACAUGUGAAUUAACAAUUUCUAAAUUCUAAUUACCUGGCCUGCACUCUAGAUUAUUGACAUUAACCACGUUUUAGAAUAUUUAAAUUCCUUUUAUUUCUUCCAAUUAUGACUGAAAAGUGUGUAAUGGACGUCAAGAGAAAUGAAGCUUUAGAAAAAGACACCUUGUUAUUUCCAUGCUUCCAGAUUUCUAAUGAUGUAAAGUUGAAAGACGUUCCAAGUACUGGGGAGGAAUAUUUAUUAGCAGUUAUAAACGAAAGACGUAACUGUCAAAUGGUGACAAAAUGUAAAAUAGACUGUUCAAAGUUUGCUCAGAAUCAGUCUGAAUUUGUAAAAGAGAUUCCUCAUCCAAAAGCACCUGACCACUUAAAGCCAACUAUUGAAUGGCAAAACAUACAAGUCGCAGAUUUUUCUGAUAUCAGAUUAUAUAUUUCACGGCUACUUGAUAAAAGGUCUCACUGGCCUAAAAUAAGAAAACUAAAAGUGAAUCCUGUUAAUGAAGUAUGGAUCAAUUUUUUUGAAAGUCAUGAGCCUACCUUGUCAUGUAUUCUAGGUAUUAAUUACAAAAUUUUAGAUAUAGGCUUGGAAUUUUUGAUUGAGUCUUUGAAUGCUAUUAAACCUGGAAGCACUAUUCCAUAUAACACAGGUCAAUGGAUCUAUGCUAUAUUGGCUUGUACAAGACAACCUUUACUACCAAAUACAGUUAGUAUAUUAAGAAACUUAGCAAGAAGAUGUGCUGCAGUCAGAUCACAUAUUAAUCCAGAAGAAGAAAAUUCAAAGGAACUAGUUACUCCCUUUAAUGUUUUUAUUUGUUUAGUUUCUCGGUACUUUGGUCAAUUUGAUUUAGCUGACUGACUUUCUUUAAGGAAUUCUAUGAAUAAAUGAUUUUUUUUGUGGAUUUUACUAUUUUCUAUGAAUCUUGAAUGAAAGUUUCUUCUAUGAAAGUUGCAAUUAGAGCCAUUUUAGAUGAGCACUUUAUGUAAACAUUAUAACAUAUUACAUUUAUUACAUAUUUUAUGACAUAAAAAAGUAAAUGUUCUUAGUCAAUAGUCAAUAAUAACAAUGCAUUAUUUUUAAAUUUAUAAUAAAUAAUGAGGUCAUACA
This is a messenger RNA of Pieris brassicae (large cabbage white), 1164 nucleotides long. It is a transcript of the gene Gem2, whose product is annotated as gem-associated protein 2. Gene Ontology annotation, biological process: spliceosomal snRNP assembly; spliceosomal complex assembly. Gene Ontology annotation, cellular component: SMN complex; spliceosomal complex; nucleus. Lineage: Eukaryota; Metazoa; Arthropoda; Insecta; Lepidoptera; Pieridae. The coding region runs from base 169 to 915 and encodes 248 amino acids. The record is from RefSeq and is a predicted model, not a curated record. The transcript is spliced from 4 exons.